This is a messenger RNA of Linum trigynum, 1404 nucleotides long. NCBI's taxonomy places the organism in Eukaryota, Viridiplantae, Streptophyta, Magnoliopsida, Malpighiales, Linaceae. The record is from the annotation of a GenBank genome assembly.
AUGACUAGCACUCAGGCUGUUAUCACGUCACUGGAGGCAGGUCAGCGGAACCAGGGUGCCAUUUUGCAAGAUCUGCAGACCCAGGUGGGCAUCUUGGCCCGCCAAAACACCGCCAGGGCACCGGGGAUUCUACCUGCCACCACUGUUCCGAAUCCUCGUGAUCCUCACCAGCUUCAGCAGCUGGAUGCCAUUUUUACCAUGAGCGGUAUGACCAUAUCUGCUGAUCCUGUCCCGGCCAAGCAGGAGGAACCACUACCUGUUUCAGCACUUCCAGCCGACGAUGCAGCAGUGCGGGUGGAGAAGGAAGCCCCUGCUCCCAAGCCACAACCAGUGGUUAAGGAGCAUGUACCCCAGCUUCCCUUCCCCACUCGCCUACACAAAGACAAGUUGGAGACUGAGUUUGCCAAUUUUAUGGCAAUUUUGAAGCAGCUCAACAUCAGCAUACCGUUUGUGGAGGCACUGUCGAAGAUGCCCAAGUACGCGAAGUUCAUGAAAGAUCUCCUCACCAACAAGAAGAAACUUGGGGAUCUCUCGACAGUGUUGCUGAGCGAGGAGUGUUCUGCUAUCCUACAGAACAAGCUGCCCAAGAAGCGCAAGGAUCCAGGGAGUUUUACUAUCCCUCUUACUAUUAGCAGCAUGCAUGUAGGCAAGUCCUUCGCGGACCUAGGCGCUAGUAUAAAUGUCAUGCCAUAUAAGUUGUACAAAAAGCUAGACCUAGGUGAACUUAGCCCUACUAGGAUGAGCAUUCAGCUAGCUGAUCGUUCCAUUGUGCAUCCUAGGGCGAUCAUAGAGGAUCUGCUUGUUAAUGUAGGUGCAUUCACAUAUCCUGUUGAUUUUGUUAUUCUUGAUAUACAUGAGGAUGUGGAUGUGCCUUUGAUUCUGGGGAGACCAUUUCUUGCCACCGCCAAGGCACUUAUUGAUGUGCAUGAUGGUAAACUGAUCAUGCGUGCUGGCAAUGAACAGGCUGUUUUUUCUGUGACUGAAUUUGAUCACUGUGCUAUGAUUGCUGUCACACCUGUGCAUGCCCUUUCUGAUCAGGUACACGAGCCUGUCGUGUAUCCUUCUGCACCUCUCAUUUUGCAGGACCCUCCUAUCAUUCCUUCGCCGCCACUCCAUCCAGCCUCGCCUCCAAACAAAAAGAUCAAGGAGGAGUGGCGGCCGAAGCAGCAGGUUGCCAAGCCUGCAUGGAAGAAGGGUGGAGACCACUACGAGCUGGUCCCACCUCCUGCACCACGACAACCCUGGCCAUCCGGGUACUCACUCGCCUGCAUCUUGCCGGAUGGCCAGGUCGAGCUGACCGAUGAUGGUGGUCGCAUCCGUCGGGUGCAUGGCCACAACCUGAAGCUGUACCUCAAGAGCGACGUGGAUCCGCUCUUGGAGGCACCUGUUCCUUCACUUCCCUGA